AUGAGUUUAAAAGACAAUGAAUUCCUUAAUGAUCAUGCUGAUGUGAAACCUUAUUCUUGUUAUAAGAGUUUCUUAGAUAGAAGUCAUCUAACUGAGCACAAUCUUGUUCUUACUCGAGAGAAACCUUAUUCUUGCAGUGUAUGCAAUGAAAGUUUUUCAAUUUCAGAACAUUUAACUCAACAUAGUCACACUCAUAGUUUUGAAAAACCUUAUUCUUGUAGUCAAUAUCUAACUAUACACAAACGUAUUCAUACUGGGGAAAAACCUUAUUCUUGUAGUAUAUGUAAUAAAAGUUUUUGCAGAACGGAAAAUCUAACUAAACACAGUUUUACUCAUACUGGUGAAAAACCUUAUUGUUGCAAUGUAUGCAAUAAAGGUUUUUCAACGAUGGCACAUCUUACACAACACAGUCGCACUCAUGCUGGACGAAAACCUUAUUCUUGUAGUGUAUGCAAUAAAAGUUUUUCACAGAAGCAAUAUCUAACUAUACACAGUCGCACUCAUACCGGAAAGAAACCUUAUUCUUGUAAUGUAUGUAAGGAAAGUUUUUUAAUGAAGGCGCAUAUAAUUCAACACAGUCGCACUCAUACUGGGGAGAAACCUUAUUGUUGUAGUAUUUGUAAUAAAAGCUUUUCAUGGAAGCAACAGCUAACUAGACACAGUCGCACUCAUACUGUGAAUCUCAUACUGUUUGAAUGUGCUUAA
Messenger RNA from Parasteatoda tepidariorum (common house spider), 705 nucleotides. The record is from RefSeq and is a predicted model, not a curated record. Lineage: Eukaryota; Metazoa; Arthropoda; Arachnida; Araneae; Theridiidae.